AUGAAUUUACUACCUAAAUCGAAAGACGAAUUCAGCCAGAAAGAGUACUGGGACGAUUUCUUCAAGAAACGCGGCAGUAAGGCUUUUGAAUGGUAUGGAGAAUAUCCAGAAUUAUGCGGAAACUUGCACAAAUACCUCAAAAAACAAGACGAAAUUUUGAUUGUCGGUUGCGGUAAUUCCACAUUGGGUAAAGAUUUGUACGAUGUAGGUUGUAGCAACAUCACCAACAUCGACAUUUCGCACGUCGUAAUCAAGCAAAUGCAAUCGCAAAUCGACAAAAACAGGCCCAACUUGAAGUAUCUUCAAAUGGACGCUCUGAACACCACGUUUUCAAAUGAACAGUUCAGUGCCGUAGUUGACAAGGGCACUCUGGACGCUCUAAUGCCCGACAAUUCCAAAGAAACUCUGGAAAAAAUCGACAAAUAUUUUGCGGAAUUGCAAAGGAUUUUGAGACCAAGUGGCAGAUAUGUUUGCAUAAGCUUAUUGCAGGAGCACAUUCUAAGCAAAUUGCUGGACUAUUUUCCGCAAAAUAAUUGGAUGUUUAGGGUUGUUAGAUGUUUUGAAUCUGAGGCAAAAUCAAUUGAAAAUGGCGAAAACCCCAUGCCCGUUUUUAUGGUUAUUUGCACGAAAUUUAAAAGUUUGCCUAUGAAGGUUUUAGAAGUAAAUUUAUUCGCCCAAGACAAAAUGCAACGUUGCCAAACCACUGAAGAAGUCACCCAACACAUAUCAACUACGCAAAGGGCUUCAUUUGUAUGUAACGCAUUAAAAAAGUCAACUAUUGGAGCUCAAGAUGAAAUCGAAAUGGAAGUUUUCGAUCCUAAAAAUCCGAACACGCCCAGAUAUAGCAUUUACGUUGUAGAAAUCGAUUCGGAAGUUAAAAAUGCCGCAUAUGCGGCUCUAAUAGUACCUGAAGGAAGAGAAGCCGAAUGGUUGUUUUCAACCAAAGCUGGCAGAAAAAAUCUCAUUGAAAUAACCAAGUUGAAUCGGUUAACAAUAGUUAUAAUGCACCGUGGCCAAAAAUAUGAGUCACUCGAACUGGUUGAAAAAGAGUUGGAGGAAAUUGUUUGUAAUUUGGCUCCUGCCAACUUGACAGCACGAAAAAUCCCUUUUCUUACUGUUGGUUCGGCUGAGCUAGGCAAACGUACAAUUAAACACGAAGGCACCUCGCCUUUUUCCGGCAACUACAUCAUCGAAGACGUAGAACAUAACGACGAUAAUUUAAAAUACCGCAGACUUUACUACCUCAGCUCCCAAUUAGUUAUCCAAUCCGAAGCCAAACUUAAAACAAUCCGGCAACGUAGCGGCACCAAAAAAGAAGUAGUAGAUUUGACAGUUUUGACGUGUCAGCAUCAUGUGUAUAUGAGCAUUGCAGCUCACGCGGCUGUCAAUAAAAACUCAAAAGUAGUGGUUUUAGGUUUAGGUGGGGGCGGUUUGUGUUCAUUUUUGCACAAUUUCCUACCCCAAACCGACAUUGUAGGGGUUGAAAUCGAUCCUGAAAUGCUCAAAAUUGCCACAAAAUGGUUCGGAUUUCAACCCAAUUCAAAAUUACAAGCAAAAAUCCAAGAUGGCUUGGAGUUUAUAAGGCAACUGGAUUCAGACGGUUUGACGGUGGACGCCAUCUUGUGCGACGUUGACAGUAAAAGUACGGAAAUCGGAAUGAGUUGCCCGCCAAAAGAGUUUUUGGCAUCGGAUUUUUUGGGCUCGAUAUCCAAAGUUAUUGGCAAAAGAGGUCUUUUUGUUGCAAAUAUAGUUUUGCGGGACCAAACUUUGAGGCCAGGAAUUCUGGCAACGUUGCAAGAUGUUUUUAAAAUGGUGGUCGCUUAUAAGCUGUCAAAAGAUUUAAACGAAAUUUUUGUUUGUACGAAUUUUGAUGGGAAAAAAGAAGAGUUUUUGGACAAGUUGGGUGCCAGCGCCGAAGCGUUUAAACGAUUUUCGAAGGACGAAAUUGACGUUGUUGAGUAUUUAAGGGAUUUGAAAAUAAAUAGUUGA
Messenger RNA from Ceutorhynchus assimilis (cabbage seed weevil), 1989 nucleotides. The record is from the annotation of a GenBank genome assembly. Lineage: Eukaryota; Metazoa; Arthropoda; Insecta; Coleoptera; Curculionidae.